AUGGCCCUCUUAUCGAAUUUACAGGUCCCAAUGGUCCUCAGGUUACGGGUUUCCUAUAGAUGCUGUAGUUGCAUUGCCUUACAAGAUGGAGACUGGUGGAUAAGCAGAUUCCGUAGUAGAAGCAGAGUUAUGGAGCUGUUGCGUGAAAUUCUCCAUGAAGCAGCACCCAUUAGCUCUUCUGAGAUGGAUGACACCUACUUAUGGAAACCAGGAAACAGACCAGCGUCGAGUGCAUUCUCCACAGCAGAUACCUGGUCGGCCUUACACCCCCACGGAGAGUCAGUCCUAUGGCAUAGGCAAGUCUGGUUUCAUGGGAAAAUUCCAAAACAUGCUUUUAUUACUUGGGUAAAUGCAAGAAACCGGUUGAGUACUCGAUAUAGAUUGAGAAGAUGGGGAAUGCAAGUGCCUUCAGAAUGCAUUUUAUGCAAUGUGGAGGAUGAGACAAGACAGCACUUAUUUUUUUAUUGCAGUUAUAGUACAGAGGUCUGGCUUUACUUCUGUUCAAGGCUCAAUGUUAACCCUCCAUCUGAGUUUGAAGAGGGCCUGCGAUGGUUGCGAAACCCCUCUACGGAUGAGUUUUUGAAGUUGAUUAUCAGGCUAGUGUAUCAGGCAGUGGUUUAUGGUAUCUGGAAAGAGAGAAAUGCAAGAGUGCAUUCACAGAUUUUCAGACCAGCACAAGCUUUGAUCCUUGAGAUUAAGCAAGUUGUUCAGAAUUGUUUGGACCCACUGUCAAGAGCUCAGAAUUCUAGAAGGAGAGAUAUUACUCUACUUGGAACUUGGUUUAGUAGAUUCUAG
This is a messenger RNA of Raphanus sativus (radish), 795 nucleotides long. RefSeq lists its product as uncharacterized. The coding region runs from base 1 to 795 and encodes 264 amino acids. Lineage: Eukaryota; Viridiplantae; Streptophyta; Magnoliopsida; Brassicales; Brassicaceae. The transcript has a single exon. The record is from RefSeq and is a predicted model, not a curated record.